AUGUUCAACGUCCGGAUAAGUAAGAGUGGGCGUGAGUACAGUCCCGGUGUACUUCUUGGUAACUGGUAUGAAGACGUGUGCCUAGAAGAGUUGAAAGAUUUUUUAUAUAAAAAAGAGAAAGGAGAACUACUAAUCCAGAAAUCACGAAGACUUAAAGAUACUCUUUACAAGAAGGAGCAGCUUUCCAUUUCAAAAGAUGGAUUUAUUCAUUUUGGAGACACGGUUCUACUUGUGAACCCCGACAUCAGCAAACUCCCAGAGGAAAAAGCUCUUAUUAUGGAUGGGAAUCUGUCCCUGGCUGUUAAUCCUGAAACAUCGACUCUAUAUACUGCCAAUAAAUUGUCAGCCCCAUGUGACUUGACUGCAGUCGAAAAUGUGACCCCCAUUGGACGGAAUGCAUUUCGGAUUUUAAGCAUUGAAGGAGAAGCCAUGGGGGAACCUCUCCGAUUCGGGCAGAAUUUUGGACUUGGAACAACUGGAGGAUUUCAGGAGAAAAUGCUGUUUCUGGCAAGCGACCAUAAAUCAUUUCACACUAUGGCUAAGAAAUCUUCUCUCCAGUCUGUGUCCCUGACAGAUGAAUUUUCAUACCUGUGUUCUUGGCAAGCUGCCUUCCUGGAUCCACAGUUACGCAUGGAAUAUGAAGGCUUCCCAGUUCCUGCAAAUACAAAGGUGGUGGUUGUUCAUAGCCAUACCAAUCAAGCACUCGCAGUUCCUAGGACGUUCUGGAUAAGGACAUACUUUGGAAAAGAAUGCGAAGUCAACUGCCACACCUAUCUGGAUUCCCAUAAAGCUGAAGAAAGCAAGAACCACUGGAUAAUAGUCACUGGGAAUGCGAGUGAUGAAUCAACCACAAUGUUUGAUAGACCAAAGCCUCCAACGGAGGAGAUUAGAGCACAAAAUAGAGAACUUCAUGCAGGGUCCUAACUCUCAGAAUGAAAAAUUAAACGUCUGCUUAGUUAGUGCGCUCAUAAAAGAGAAACAGGUGAAAAAAACAUGAUGAUGAUGAUGAAGAAGAAGAAGCAGAGGGAGCGGCAGAGGAGAAUGAAGAUGGAACUAAAGGUAUAUUGAAGCAUGUUUUAAAUAGCAAUGUGAACUGAGUAACUUUCAAAAUAA
Messenger RNA from Candoia aspera, 1113 nucleotides. RefSeq names its product cilia and flagella associated protein 161 (gene CFAP161). Gene Ontology annotation, biological process: cilium assembly. The transcript is spliced from 7 exons. The record is from RefSeq and is a predicted model, not a curated record. The coding region runs from base 1 to 924 and encodes 307 amino acids. Lineage: Eukaryota; Metazoa; Chordata; Lepidosauria; Squamata; Candoiidae. Gene Ontology annotation, cellular component: motile cilium.